AUGUUGAAGAUGAAGAAGAAUGAUAAUAAGGGAUUGAUGGCUCAGGACCUGAGCAAACUGGAUCUUACUCGGUUAGAUCCACUCUCGCCGGAAGUUAUAUCCCGUCAGGCCACAAUCAACAUCGGCACAAUUGGUCAUGUGGCUCAUGGCAAGUCAACGGUGGUCAAGGCAAUUUCAGGGGUUCAGACAGAUAUGCUAAUGCCAAAAUUUACGAGUGUGAUAGCUGCCCCAGUUGGGGUUGGCACAACCUUAGAUCCUGCUUUGACUCGCGGCGAUAAAUUGGUGGGUCAAGUUGUUGGUGAUGUUGGCUCACUCCCUGAUGUGUAUGCACAACUUGAGGUGUACUACCACAUGACAAAGGGAAAGGCAGAGAAGAAAGGGGUAUCAAAGUUAAGCAAGAAUGACAUUGUGAUGUUAAAUAUUGGAUCCAAGGCAACAGAGGCAAGGGUUGUAGAUGUGAGGACUAGUAUAGUGAAGUUGCGACUCAUCACAUCUCCAGUUUGCACCAACAUAGGUGACAAAGUGGCCAUUAGUCAAAGAGUCGAGAAGCAAAAGCCCUGGUGUCUCAUCGCUUGGGGAGAGAUUACAUCUGGGAUACCUCUUGAUAUCGAACCUUGCCCCUUUAGUAGCUGA
Messenger RNA from Fragaria vesca subsp. vesca, 633 nucleotides. Its product is annotated as eukaryotic translation initiation factor 2 subunit 3-like. The record is from RefSeq and is a predicted model, not a curated record. NCBI's taxonomy places the organism in Eukaryota, Viridiplantae, Streptophyta, Magnoliopsida, Rosales, Rosaceae. The coding region runs from base 1 to 633 and encodes 210 amino acids. The transcript has 2 exons.